Molecule: messenger RNA, 2708 nt
Organism: Sitophilus oryzae (rice weevil)
Lineage: Eukaryota; Metazoa; Arthropoda; Insecta; Coleoptera; Curculionidae
Gene: l(3)80Fg
Product: dnaJ homolog subfamily C member 16
Exons: 11
Coding region: 217-2517 (766 amino acids)
Source: RefSeq, a predicted model, not a curated record
UUGAAAUAUCUUCAAUGGCUGAAUGUAAGUUUUGACAUUAGUCAUGUCAGAUCGGGAUCACGUGAUAAAAUGGAACUUCUUAAAAAAGUAAUUUUUUGAUUCAUUCUCGUAUAUAGACAGAAAAAUCAAUAAUGUCUUUAUUCGUGCCCUAGUUUUAAAAUAAACAUUUAGUAAAUUAUUUAUGGUUAAUUCUUAGUACGUGUGUUUUUGUAAAAAAUGACAUGGGUAUUAAAACGGGUUGUGCUUCAGAUUUGUUUGAUAUUUUAUUUAUUUAUUGGUGUAUUAUCAGAAUUAGGUAACCCCUACGAAAUUUUAGGGGUUCAUAGAAAGGCUUCUCAGCAAGAGAUUAAACAAGCUUAUAAACAGUUGGCGAAACGAUGGCAUCCAGACAAAUCAAAGUCUUCCAAUGCUGAGGACCGUUUCAUUGAGAUAACUCAGGCUUAUGAGCUCUUGUCUGAUUCAGACAGAAGAUCAUUAUAUGAUAAGAAAGGUAUAACGGAGGAUGACUUUUACAAGAGACCUGAGCGCCAAUCAUAUUUUACACAGCACCCAUUUGAUGAUUUGUUUGUACACAGUGGUGCACAUUUCAAUUUUCAAGAAAACGAUAUUAUGUUUUUUCACAAGUUAUCUAUAACUUCAAAACAAUAUGAUAAAAAAAUUGUACCAAAAAGUGAGAAGGUUCCUUACGUGUUAUUUUUCUACACUGAUUGGUGUUUUCCUUGUUUACAAUCAGCACCAUACUUUAGAAAAUUAGUGGAUAAUUUAGAACCUUUAGGAAUUGAGUUUGCUACUGUUCACUCAACACGCGAACCUAAUUUAAGUAGACGUUUAAAUGUUCAUGCGUUACCUUGUUUGGUUUUGCUGUUGGAUGGAAAUGUUUAUGUCUACAAAGAAACUAUCACAAAUGCUGGAAAAAUUAUAGAAUUCAUCAAGAGUAAAUUUCCUUAUAAACUUAUUCCCAGGCUAAAUGAAGAAAAUUUAGAAGGAUUUUUAGAUGGUUGGAAAGAUAAUAGGGUACGAGGUUUAAUAUUACCUUCAAAACAAAAUAUUAAAUUACGCUAUUUAGUCACUGCCUAUCAUUUUCGCCCUAGAGUUGCCUUUGGCAUUGCCGAUUCAGAUGAAAUUCACUCACAAUUUCAAGUACCACCUGAUAUGGAUACAAUAUUAUUAUUUAAUGAAAAUAUUUCUUCUCCCAUGGCCAGCAUAACAAUAAAAGAUAUACCUACAUCUACCCUUCACAAUAUUAUUUCUUCCAAUCAAUACCUUGCUUUACCUAGGCUAUCUUCUCAGAAUGUUUUAGAAGGUUUAUGUCCAUGUGAGUGGAACAAACCCAGAAAAAGAUUAUGUGUUGUAUUGGUUACUGAUGAAUCUUCUGUACAUGAUCCCCACAGACAGUCUUUUAUGGAAUAUGCUUUAAAAUUCCCUUAUAAUGUUGAAAGAGUCAGAUUUGCAUAUAUUUAUCACAAGAAGCAAGCUUCAUUUAUAAAUGCUCUAACUCCUAAUGGUGAAGCAAUAGAGCCACUUUUGAGGAUUGUAGUGUUUUGGCGACGAGAUACUUCAUUGGUAAGGUAUGAGUGGAUGCCGGCAAAGUGGGAAAUUGAAAGUAAAUUAAAUAAUACAGGAGCCAAGCUGGUUGAAAGCAUCGCUCAGUUAUUGAAAGCAACAGAGUCUCUGUCAUAUGAGGCUUAUGUUACUGAUCUUUUUGAUGAACAUGCUAUUGGGCUUAUUAAAAAGACCUUUACAAGAGUGUCACACUUUUUGGAGUCUGUUUAUGAAAGUCUAGGUAAAGAGCAGAUAUUACCGGCAUUUUCCGUGCUAGGAACAAUAUUAUUUAUUCUGGCUAUUGGCUAUUUAAUGGCAUACCUAGUUGAAAAGGAAGAGGCGGAUAUUAAAAAACAAAAAGCCAACGCUAAUUCAAGAAACAACAACAAUAACACAAAUAGUUCAUAUCAACCAGAGUUACGUUUACACGAUCUUCGUUCAGAAAAGUACAAUGGAUUGGUUAGGCUGUUGAAACCAGGCUGUAGAACCGUUUUGCUUAUUUUAGACAUGCAAUCGCGUCAACAGUUGAUUCCCCGAUUUCAUAAAGCCGUGUGGCCGUACAGAAAGAACAAGACAUUAAAUUUCGCCUAUAUGUAUAUUGAAAGAGGUCUCUCUUGGUACAAAGAGUUGCUGCAGCUCUCACUCUUCGAAGAACGAGAACUGAAUAUCAAUCCGAGAAAUUGCGUUGGUACCGUCCUGGUGUUGAAUGGCCACAGAAGAUAUUUUUGCGUUUUUCACGCCAAACAUAAGGAGAACGUGCAAAGAGUAUCGAGGAACGUAACCAAACUGACAGAGAAGGACUGCGAGAGCGGCGCCUUCAUAGGUUUUAACUCCGACGAAUCCGAGUCUGAAUCCGACCCGGUGCUUCUGCAAGGCGAUCUGUUGGACGGACUUCCCAACUGGUUGGACAGGCUCUUUGAGGGAAGUACCCAACGGUACCACAUCAACUACUGGCCCGAGUUUCCCAUCAAGUAACCUUUAAACGCUUCUACACUUAACCAGGAUUGAGAUUGAUUUUUAUUUGGUUUGUUGUUUGAUGGGCGCCAUCUUUUUACUCGUAGUGUCGAGAUUUUUUGUCGUGUUCGGUAGACGUUGGAUUUUUGUACAAGACCGAUUAGACAAAAUGUUGUGUUUAUUUGAAGAUUAAAUAUACCUUUUUUGUUGAA